Messenger RNA from Hippocampus comes (tiger tail seahorse), 1712 nucleotides. RefSeq names its product nucleoredoxin-like protein 1. NCBI's taxonomy places the organism in Eukaryota, Metazoa, Chordata, Actinopteri, Syngnathiformes, Syngnathidae. Gene Ontology annotation, cellular component: mitochondrion. Bases 691 to 1359 code for a protein of 222 amino acids. Gene Ontology annotation, biological process: photoreceptor cell maintenance. The record is from RefSeq and is a predicted model, not a curated record. The transcript has 4 exons.
CUUUUUCUGCAAAAGGCCCCACCGAUCAAUAGUCACUUUUCAGCGGUGGCACUGGCUGAGGUUUAAAAGAACUGCACCAUAAAAUAGUGAUCCACUUACUCAGCUUCGCAUCGUGCCUGUCACAUCAUCUUGAUAACAGGGUGCAAAAACAAUCAGUUAUGCUCGGAGGGAUAAAUGACUGACAUUGAUAAUUAGUGAAACACAGUCAGUGGAGAUUGUAUCUCAUUCAACGUUCAAUUGUCUAUUCUGGCCUGUUUUUUUUUUUUUUUUAAUCUUCACUCUGCCAUCCAGUUCAUCCAAUUUCUUCAUCCUGGUUGUCCUCCCUUCUUCUGUUGAAGUAAUAAGAUUGUCACUCCUGAGCCGCCGUUUUUAGGGCCUGCACGAUGACCUCUGCUCUGCUAAAUGACUGCAUGGACACACCCACUGUAACACAUUCGUAAUCUCCAUCUGUAAAUCCUGUUGUCGCUUAAAUUCAAAGCGCUAAGUGAAGAGACGAGGCAGUGAAGGUGCCAGUGAAAGGGAACAAUAAUCAUGAAGUGAAGUGAAACAGAACAAGGCCAAGGAGGAGAGUCAACAAAUCAAAGAUGAACACAAAGGCUCGGAGGAGAAAGUUGGGAUAUAUUUGACACAAGGAGUUUCAAGAGAGAUCUUCUGCCCGUCAUUUCAUCCCCUCUCUGCUUGUGUUCCAUCAUGGUGGACUUUUUCCUCAACCGAGUUCUGGUGGAGAACAACUGGGACCAGGAUGAGCUCAACACUGAGCGGGAAAUUACUGGCAUUCUGGAAAACCGGAUCCUCAUGCUGCUCUUUGCAUGCGCAGAGUGCGACAAAUGCUGGGAGUUUGUGCCCGUUCUCAACGACUUUUUUAAACGACUGAAAGACCCAGCUUACAUUGAAUAUCCCAGAUUGCUGGCGCUCAUUUACAUCAGCUUGGACCAAUCAGAGGAGCAGCAGGGAAGAUUUCUUAAAGAGAUGCACAAAAAGGUUCUGUUUUUGGCCUUUGAGGACCCGUACAGGAAGGAACUCCAGGCCAAGUUCAAGGUGAAAGAUGUCCCGACCGUGGUGGUCCUUCGUCCAGAUGGCUCCGUCCUGUCUCAGAAUGCUGUACAGGACAUUUAUCAGUUUGGUUCUGAAUGUUUCCGCAACUGGCAAGAAUCAUCAGAGCUGAUUGAAAGAAGCUUCAUGCUCAACGAGGAGUUUGACAACCUGAAUAUGCGCAGCGCCACCGACCCCGUGAGGAGGCUCAAAUAUAAGACGGAGGAGGACAAGAGGAAAAAAAGAUGGUGGAGGUUGUGGGGUGGAGGGAAAGCUGGCAAUGAAGAAAGUGAAAUUGUGGAAUACAAAGAGAGAGGAGGGCUUUAAAGGAACACGGAGACGACAAAAGGAAGGACCGAAGAGAAGUGUGUGUUCUCUCUAGAGAAGGCAAAGCUUAUCCAGGAUUCUCCUUUUUAUUUGUACUCCUUAAAAACAACACCAAUCCAUACGAUUAUUGAGAAAUGUCCAACAAAAGAUGGUUGCAGUGAAAGGUCUGCUUUUCAAGAGUCCACAGUUGCCAUUUUGAGCUGAUAUUGUUCUCCGGUGUGUCACACUUUGAAGGGACUACCAGGAGUGCUGCUGGAAAAUUGGGUCUCUGCCUAAAAUAAUCACUUUGGGCCCCAUCAUUUCAAAUGGUGCAAGCUGAAAAUAUUAUUUCCCGAGGGCCUUGUCAGUGGCGG